AUUGGACGACACUGACCAGUUCGCCUCAGGUCCUUAGACUUGCCUUGCAGCAUGUAAACAACAUUCAUCUGCCUCAUUGAAGCACAAAGCCAAGUGCACUACUCGUAACUCUGGUUGGGGAAAGUUUUGACCUCGCAGCCAUAGCGAAACGAAAAUUGGGAUAAACUCGGCGGUUAUGAGGCGCGAGCCGCAGCCGGUCGAACGGUAGAGUUAGCUAGCUAAAGCUAGCUUUAGCAAACCUGCCACCGUUAGCCACAGCGCUAGUGUUCCGGAAAUAAUGGAGUUUGUCGGGAGCCAGGCUCCAUCCGGGACGGUGUUGGAGUUAGACGUGGAUGGGAGAGAGCCAGGGAUGCACACCUUCAAUCACAUGCAUAUGAGGAAAGCAUUUAGGGUCAUGAACGACCUGAGAAGCAGGAAGAUGCUUUGUGAUGUGCUGCUGGUAGCUGCUGAAGAGGAGAUUCCUGCCCAUAAAUUGGUGCUGGCUUCCUGUAGUCCCUACUUCUGUGCUAUGUUUACAGGAGAAAUGAGUGAAAGUAAGGCCACAUGUGUUGAGAUAAGGGACGUGGAUGGACAGACACUCAGGAAACUGGUGGACUAUAUUUAUACAGCAGAGAUCGAAGUAACAGAGGACAACGUGCAGGUGCUGCUGCCGGCAGCCAGCUUACUGCAGCUAAUGGAGGUUAGACAGGUGUGUUGUGAGUUCCUGCAGGCCCAGCUCCAUCCCACCAACUGCCUGGGCAUCCGUGCCUUCGCUGACCUGCACACCUGCGCUGAGUUGUACAGCCAGUCCCAUGCCUACGCGGAGCAGCAUUUUAGCGAGGUCAUGCUGGGAGAAGAGUUCAUGAGUCUUUCCCUGCAACAGGUGUGCAGUCUUAUCUCUAGUGACAAGCUGACCGUAUCCACUGAAGAGAAGGUGUUUGAAGCCAUGAUAACAUGGAUAAAGCACGAUAAGGAAGCACGCUUAGAGUACAUGCCAAAGCUCAUGGAGCAUGUUCGCCUGCCAUUGUUAUCUAGAGAUUACUUGGUUCAGAUUGUAGAGGAGGAGCCCUUGAUAAAAAACAACAACACAUGUAAGGAUUUCCUAAUCGAAGCCAUGAAGUAUCACCUGUUACCUGCAGACCAGCGGCACCUGAUAAAGACAGACAGGACUCGGCCGCGGACGCCUGUCAGCCUGCCUAAGGUGAUGAUAGUGGUUGGUGGUCAGGCCCCUAAAGCUAUACGCAGCGUUGAAUGCUAUGAUUUCCAGGAGGAUCGCUGGUACCAAGUGGCUGAUCUGCCAUCAAGACGCUGCCGAGCAGGGGUAGUGUUUAUGGCUGGUAAAGUUUAUGCAGUGGGAGGCUUUAAUGGUUCUCUGCGUGUGAGGACCGUGGACGUGUAUGAUGGUAUGAGGGAUCAGUGGAGUUCUAUUCCAAGCAUGCAGGAGCGUCGCAGCACACUGGGAGCCGCCGUGCUGGGGGACCUUCUCUAUGCUGUUGGGGGUUUUGAUGGCAGUACAGGUUUGGCCUCAGUGGAAGCGUACAACCCCAAGACUAAUGACUGGGCUUUUGUGGCUCCUAUGAACACCAGGAGAAGCAGUGUGGGGGUGGGAGUGGUGGACGGUAAACUGUAUGCAGUAGGUGGUUAUGAUGGUGCAUCUCGUCAGUGUCUCAGCACUGUAGAAGAGUACGAUCCAGUAACCAACAAAUGGGACUACGUGGCUGACAUGAGCACCAGACGGAGCGGAGCAGGUGUAGGUGUGCUGAAUGGGCAGCUGUAUGCAGCAGGGGGACACGAUGGUCCACUUGUGAGGAAAAGUGUAGAGGUGUUUGACCCAGCCACUAACACCUGGAAGCAGGUGUGUGAUAUGAACAUGUGCAGGAGGAAUGCAGGAGUGUGUGCCAUAAACGGUCUGCUGUAUGUUAUCGGCGGGGAUGACGGCUCGUGUAACUUGUCCUCUGUGGAGUUCUACAACCCUGCUACAGACAAGUGGAGUCUGAUUCCCACCAAUAUGAGCAAUGGUCGCAGCUACGCAGGUGUGUCGGUUAUUGACAAGCUGUUAUGACAGAGCUUCGAUGAGCAGGACCUCGCUGAUUAAAGUGAAGGGCCGAGGUAGACAUACCGUCAUUUAAAGCUCUGAGGGAGGAGAGUCUCUCUGCCUUGGUCACACUGAGCCUGUGUUCACCACGAUGGUGUGUAAAUCAUGCCAGAUUGACCGCUAAAAUGCCCUCACAUGCUCUCGAAAUGUUCCGUCUGCUUCUACUGAUUAUCAGAGGUCACAGCAAUCAUCAGCAAAAAGGCCUGACUGGAGCAAGCAGGGUUUAAAGGGCAGGCAAAAUGAAGUGAAGCGGACAUUCAGCCCGGCAUGCAGAUCUGAACCUGUGGUCCGUCUGGUACUGACUACAGGUACAGAGUACCAUUUCUCUGCUCUACUACUGAUUCAUAAAACACUGUACAGACAUUUCAGGCAUCAUGCAGAUUCCAAGGAUGAAAUGGGUGUGUUCUCUACAGCCUAGCUAUGAUGUACUGUAUCUCCUCCAUCAUAGCCUUCAGCCUCAACAACACUACUGCAAGCUGAAACCGUUUUCACCACCGAAUAUCAUCAGUUCAACUUGAAGCAGGACAAAGUGUUAUUCUGGUUAUGUUCUCAAACAUAUUUUAAUGUUCUUUACUCCAUUCUUUCAACCUAACAAGGUUUAUCAUGGAAUAGAUGUACUGUAGAAGCAACUCUACAAAGCAACUAAUCAGUGUGGUUGUAGCCAGCUGCUUUUGUGCCACAAUGAUUUUAAUAUUUUGCACAUCUGUGUUGGGGCACAGAGGAACAGUUCAUUUAUACUAUAAGGAAAUGUGCCAAAUCGUAUCAGUAGUCUGCAAAACUCACUUUUAUCAGGCAGACCAGUCUGAGUAUACACUAAUAAUUUCAUAAAAGCCGGACCCGCGGGCUGGAAAGAAAUCCGACCCACGCAUCACUAAUAUACAGUAUUAUUUUAAUGUGAAGUCACUAUUAAAAAGGUUGCUGAUAGAAAUGAUACCCACCAUGUACUGGUUGUUGGCUGUGGUGGUAAACACUGACGAUGAUGAAGGGCCUAGAGAGUGAUGAACAUCCUGCACUAGGGUCAGUAGCAGUAACUAUGGAGCUGGAAUGCCAUCUAGACAGUAGGGUGACCUGAUAAAAUGGAGUAGAACUACAGUAUAGGAAUUGUUCACCUAAUAGACAAAACUGGCCACUUUGUGCAAGUUUUAGACUCGUAUGUAACUCUAGUGUUUGUUUCAGGCUGAUGGAUCACUGAUCCUCUGUAAACAGAUGGACUGAACAGCACUCUGGCUCCAGUGAUCAUGAUAUUGUACUGUAGGUAGAUAUAACAGCUACAGAUACAUAUCAGAGGCAAUAUAAGGUUCAUGUGUGUACAGAACUUAAUACUUAACACUAUUGCAAGCACAAUUUUAAAUAAUUUGAAGUGUUAUUUUUACCUGUUAAUCUUGAUGUCGGAUGGUUCACUGUUUUUCUAACAGAUGUAUUUUAUAGGAAGAGAACGGUGGGGGUUUAAACACAAAAACAGAUGUUUGUUGUGUUUAAUGAACAGGAAAAUACUUUUAUUCAGGUUUAGAGCCACCGUUCCAGUGCAAUUACACAAACAGUGGUUUAUUAUGUUUGUCAUGAAUGAGACAUUGCAGAGGUGGUCGAGUCAUUCUCAGCAUUGUUUAUCAUACACUCAGCAAUUCUAACAGAAACAGUAUUAAGUCCUGUGUGACUAUGCAGUCAAAGGUGCACUUGGUAUUUGAAAAGAAGAAUUUUUUCCUUCGGAUUAUUAUAAUGAGUUUCAAAUGAGCUAAGAAACUGAAUCUGAAACUUCAGACUGAAUUGCAAUAACUAAUACAAUAUUGCCAUGCAGUAGAUCUCUGGACUUUUGUUCAGUCACUUGGAGAAGUGGAAAAUCUGUCACUUUUCACCGCAAUUGCAGUUUGCCUUACAGGCAGCAGAGGGUGCUUUAGGUCAUGUUACAAACUGCCCCUUUAACACGGUUCAGAAAGUGUUGCGUUAUUUGAACACAUUCUGCGUGUGUCAGAAGUGAUGGUAACCUUCAAAUGGGGUUAAUGCAGUUUGUAUCAUUAUCUGUAUUAGCUGAAGCUCUGCAGUUGUGCACGAUGUUAUAGUGUGUAAUCUGCUGUUCGGUCAUGUGGUCAAACUCCAAGGCUUCCUUCUAAAGCAGUGUUUCUUUAAAUGAACAUUUUCUGUAAGUAUAGAAUCAUUUAAUCACUUGUAUAUCAAAUAAGUGUCAUGAACAGCUCUGACCACUGGGAGGCUGCAGUCAUUUUUAGCAGCAAAAGAAGAAAAUCUAAAGCAAUAUUUCCAGGUAUGCAGUUUUUUUUGUUUGUUUAUUUGUUUUUUAACUGCUGCUGCAGAUUGAUUUAUUGUAUUUUUUUGUUUCUGAUGUUAGGUUUGGAUAUUUUCCAUCUGUAAGAUUAAUUCUACCUUCUUAUUCCACAACACUGAACUGAAAAUAUGUUUAAAAUAAUGGUUUAUAAUAAUGCACACUUUUAAUAAAUGAUCAUUUCUAUGGUAACAACAAACAGUAAUUGAUGAUGGAGGCUACAAAAAAAUCGACUUAAAACCAUGUGUAAGUGUUGUGUGUUUUCUGACAAUUUGGACUUCAGUUUCUCUGCAAGCUAUUUUUUUAACCUGAUAAAGAGUAAAAAAGAGAAAUAAACCAAUAGUGAAAUAAUAAUAUAAUAUGGUGGAAAAUAAAUAUUUUGGGGUGAUAAGUGUUACACCACCUGCUCAUCGAUUGUUGUCCUUUGACAGCAUGCGUUACUGGGUUUUAUUUCUUGUGUAAUAGAACAUAUUAAAAUUCACAAGUGAUCCUAAAUUCCACAAUGCACAAAUCCAUGCUGCCGUGGAAACGGCCCACUCACUAUAAACAUCUCGGCCUGCACCAGAAACAGUGCGAGAUUUGCUCUUGUGUACUUUUUUUACAUUCUCAACAUGAGCUUUGUACAUUACUACCUGAAUGUGUUGGUGAAUGCAAUAAGAACAGAUUGUAGGACUGUCAAAAAAUGAACUGUUUGUGUUAUAUGUCUGUUGUGUUACACUAACAUUUACAUGAGGGGUUGUGAAUUUUUAUUUAUUUUUUACUUGGUAAUUAAGGACAUUUUAUCAAAUCA
Tachysurus vachellii is the source of this 5139-nucleotide messenger RNA. It is a transcript of the gene klhl3, whose product is annotated as kelch-like family member 3. The record is from RefSeq and is a predicted model, not a curated record. Gene Ontology annotation, molecular function: protein binding. The coding region runs from base 278 to 2041 and encodes 587 amino acids. The transcript has 15 exons. NCBI's taxonomy places the organism in Eukaryota, Metazoa, Chordata, Actinopteri, Siluriformes, Bagridae.